CUCGGAUAAAUACGAAAUGGCAACUACGCAGAAGUAGCGAGCGGCGUCAGACUACAUAAAGGCGCAGCAACAGCGUCUGCAACAUCAGUCACUGAACUUACCCUCUUCUGUUGCAAGCAAGACGAACACUGAGCACGAUGUCUUCCCUACGAGCUGUUCUGGUCGUCGUGGCCCUGAUCGCCCUCGUGUCCGUGGCCUUCGCGAUGCCAGGCUACGGAGGCUACGUCAGGCCGUCCUACCACGGCUCAUCCCACGGCUUCCACGGCUCAUCCCUCGGCUUCCACGGCUCCUCCCACGGCUCCCACGGCUCCUACGGCUCCGUCGGCUACGGCCGACCCUCCUACGGAUACAACAGGCCUUACGGACAUCACGGGUGAGGCAGCGGACGCGGACGCCAGACCGAGGGAGGCGCUGGCGAUUCCUCAAGAGCAGCAGGACGAUUCUGACAGGAAUGUUUAUUUGUUGGACUGUUUGUGUAAAAGGGAAAUGGGCUGAGAAAAAGGGAGGGGUUCUUUGAGUGGAUCUGUUAUUCGUGAAAAUCGAUGUUAUGUGUUGUGAUCAUAGCGAUAAUCGUUUCUAUUCUAAAAAUAUAUAUAUAAAUAAACAAUAAAAAAUGCAUAUAUAUUA
Molecule: messenger RNA, 627 nt
Organism: Penaeus chinensis
Lineage: Eukaryota; Metazoa; Arthropoda; Malacostraca; Decapoda; Penaeidae
Product: neuropeptide-like protein 31
Exons: 3
Coding region: 138-377 (79 amino acids)
Source: RefSeq, a predicted model, not a curated record